AUGCAUGACUCAUUUAAUUAUCUAUACCUGUUCACAUCUAUCUAUCUAUCUAUCUAUCUAUCUAUCUAUCUCAGUCUGUUCAGAUCUAUCAAUCUCUCUCUCUAUCUCAGUCUGUUCACAUCUAUCAAUCUCUCUCUCUCUCUAUUUCAGUAUGGUCGCAUCUAUCAAUCUAUCUAUCUCUCUAUCUCAGUCUGUUCACAUCUAUCAGUCUCUCUCUCUCUCUAUCUCAGUCUGUUCACAUCUAUCAAUCUCUCUCUCUCUCUCUCUCUAUUUCAGUAUGGUCGCAUCUAUCAAUCUAUCUAUCUAUCUGUCUGUUCACAUCUAUCAAUCUCUCUCUCUCUCUCUCUAUCUCAGUCUGUUCACAUCUAUCAAUCUCUCUCUCUAUCUCAGUCUGUUCACAUCUAUCAAUCUGUCUCUCUCAAUUUCAGUCUGUUCACAUCUAUCAAUCUCUCUCUCUCUCUCUCUCUCUCUCUCUCUAUUUCAGUCUGUUCACAUCUAUUAAUCUAUCUCUCUCCAAAUCUAUCUUUCGGUAACCAAAAAAGAUUUUAG
Molecule: messenger RNA, 549 nt
Organism: Acanthosepion pharaonis
Lineage: Eukaryota; Metazoa; Mollusca; Cephalopoda; Sepiida; Sepiidae
Source: the annotation of a GenBank genome assembly